This is a messenger RNA of Oikopleura dioica, 636 nucleotides long. NCBI's taxonomy places the organism in Eukaryota, Metazoa, Chordata, Appendicularia, Copelata, Oikopleuridae. The record is from the annotation of a GenBank genome assembly.
AUGAAACUGCUUCUUCUUUCCUUGAUUACAGCCACAUUUUCAGAGACGAAUUCCAUUUUCGACGAGCGCUUUGAUAAUUAUGGCCUCGAAAGCUCAGGCGAUGAUGAUUUUGACAUUGACGCAAUUUACACAGUUUUCGGCAAUGAUACGCCGGAGAGGGGAGAUUCGAGAUAUAAACCUCCCGAUACUGGAACAGAACAACGUUCCGAGGCAAAUCAGCUCACCGAAAUAACUGACGGAAUCGGCGAAGAAGUCCAGAGCAUCUGGAGUUGGCUCUCGGACACAGUGACGGAUGCGUUUGGAGAAAUAAAGGAUAAAACUGAACAGGGAUUAAGUGACGCACAGAAAGCAACUAAGGAGUUUUUCGACAAUGCCAAAGAGUGGAACAAUGAUCAGUGGAAUUCAUACCUCCAGGAUUGGUUUACUGAUGAAAAAGACAUGGUUGUCUUGGAAGGAGUCUGCAAGGGAAUCGAAAAUGGCUCAGCAAAUUUGACGACUAUCGAAAACAUUGAAAAUGGAAAAACUAAAGAAUUGCUUGAAGAUCAUUGCCGCGCAAUAAAAGCUCGAGAAGCAAUGUCGUCAGAAAUCCCUCUUAUAUUUUCCCUCUUUCUCUGUUUAUUUAUGGUCCUAUUAUGA